CUUAAAUUCUUCAUAGAGCUGAUAUUGGAAUAACAGUUCUCAUAGAGCGUAGCCUCAUAAAAGUUGAAAGGAACAACAAACUUCAAAUGCACAUUUUGUUACCAGACAUGGGAAGAGAAAUUAUUCCUCAACUAUGCCCAGAGAAACAGGGGAAGAAAAGUCGAUUGUGGUUGCAGGAUGACGUAAAAGAUGUACUGAAAGAGAAUACUGGGACAGAAGCUAUCCAGGGAUUGUCCCUGAAACUGCAUUCAACAAGCAGAGAUUGCUUCAAAACUCAUGCUUUCAAGGAAAUGAAGAAUUUAAGACUUCUACGACUAGAUCAUGUGCAAGUUGUUGGAGAUUAUGGGCACAUUUCUAAAGAAUGGAGAUGGAUUUGCUGGAAAGGAUUCGCUUCUAAAUACAUUCCAAACAACUUUUAUAUGGGAAAUGUAAUUGCAAUUGAUUUAAGACAUAGUCAUCUUCAACUCGUCUGGAAACAACCACUCUGGAAAAAACCCCAGGUUUUGGAGCGGUUAAAAUUCCUUAAUCUUAGUCACUCCAAAUACUUGAAAGAAACACCAGACUUUUCCAGACUACCAAGUCUUGAACAGCUCAUUCUAAAAGAUUGUCCAAGUUUGCGCAAGGUACACCAAUCCAUUGGUGAUCUCUCCAAUAUACUAGUAAUAAAUUUGAAGGAUUGCACAAGUCUAAGCUAUCUCUCCCAAGAGAUAUAUAAGUUGAGAUCUCUAAAAACUCUCAUCCUAUCUGGUUGUUCGAAGCUUGGCUCUAUAGAUAUAGCACAGGUGAAAUCCUUGGCAACUAUAAUUACUUAAAACACAACUGUGAAACAAGCGCCCUUUAAUCAAUUGUAAGCUAAAAGAAUAUCAGAUAUAAAUCCCAACGUGAAUUUGAAGGAUUGUUGGUAUAUAUUUGUUGGUAGACUACACUUUACGAGAAUAUUUGUUGCUUAAAACACUUAGCAUUUAUUUGUUGUUAGACUAAACUUUAGGAGAAUAAUAAGAAUCAAUUUGGGAAUCUCAAUUUGUUUUUUU
This is a messenger RNA of Vigna umbellata (rice bean), 1031 nucleotides long. NCBI's taxonomy places the organism in Eukaryota, Viridiplantae, Streptophyta, Magnoliopsida, Fabales, Fabaceae. The record is from RefSeq and is a predicted model, not a curated record.